Ostrinia nubilalis (European corn borer) is the source of this 523-nucleotide messenger RNA. Its product is annotated as dynein light chain 2, cytoplasmic. Gene Ontology annotation, cellular component: cytoplasmic dynein complex. The transcript is spliced from 3 exons. Gene Ontology annotation, molecular function: dynein intermediate chain binding. The coding region runs from base 212 to 481 and encodes 89 amino acids. The record is from RefSeq and is a predicted model, not a curated record. NCBI's taxonomy places the organism in Eukaryota, Metazoa, Arthropoda, Insecta, Lepidoptera, Crambidae. Gene Ontology annotation, biological process: microtubule-based process.
CGAACGCCCUCUAGCGCACGACGAUCUCUUUUGUCUGAAAGAAGCCUGUGAAAGAAUCCUCUAGAAAGUAGGCAUAGAAUCUCCGGUAUCAAAAUCUUUACGUGAAAAUUUAAUUCGUUUUCCCGAAGUUAAAGUGAGUAUUUGCUGCAUUAUUUAUUAGUUUUCAGUGUGUUUAUUAAUACGGAGUGUUAUUUGAAACACAGCUGACAAAAUGUGUGACCGCAAGGCGGUGAUCAAAAAUGCUGACAUGAGCGAGGAGAUGCAGCAGGACGCUGUAGACUGCGCCACACAAGCACUGGAAAAAUUCAACAUCGAAAAGGACAUAGCCGCUUUCAUCAAGAAAGAGUUCGACAAGAAGUACAACCCCACGUGGCACUGCAUCGUGGGCCGCAACUUCGGCUCGUACGUGACGCACGAGACGCGCCACUUCAUCUACUUCUACCUCGGGCAGGUUGCCAUCCUGCUGUUCAAGAGCGGCUAGCCGCGCCCCGUCACGCUCCAAAUUUUUCGUUAGCCCCGGCCC